Molecule: messenger RNA, 2649 nt
Organism: Kalmanozyma brasiliensis GHG001
Lineage: Eukaryota; Fungi; Basidiomycota; Ustilaginomycetes; Ustilaginales
Product: UV radiation resistance protein/autophagy-related protein 14
Exons: 1
Coding region: 1-2649 (882 amino acids)
Source: RefSeq, a predicted model, not a curated record
AUGACAACGACUUCCUCAUACAAGCCUUUGCGGCCCAGCGAGCCUCCUUCGCGCCACUCACUCGGCGCUCCAUCUUCAUCUCGACUCAGGAGCAGUGCGGACCCCACUCUUGGACCUCAUCUGGCCACUCCCAGUCGUGCGAAGCUCAAGCAUGCCGCCACCACUCCAUCAACAUCAGCGGCAGCCGCGCGAACUGACUCGUCAACAAAUGAGGCGCACGCCUGCCACCACUGCCAUCUUCUCGAUACGCGUUUCUACUGCGAUCCGUGCCUCGCUUCCAGGAUCGAAGCGCACCACACUGAGAUGCGAAGGCUCUCCCUCGCCCGGGACAAAGCGAAAGCCUCUACCAGCGCUCUUCUCUUUGAUCGCAACGACGAUUUCGCAGCACCCUUGUCCGUCCCGCAGUCUCUGCCAAUACACACCAUCAACGAAGACGAGCUCCCGGAUCCAUUUGACACACACGCUGCCGAGCCAUCGACGUCUUCCGAGGCAUCACACGACCGGCUGCUUGUGUAUUCCUUGAUACAGCUGCGCGCCAAACGAGCGGACAUCAUCUCACGUGUUCAGACCAUUCAUCAAUGCAUAUCCGAGUCACAGCAUGCCCAUCUCCAAGGCAAACAGGCUCUCAAAGAGAAGAGAGCUCAACUCGCUCUGCGCAAACAGAACCUUGCAAAAGCUUGGUCCGGUCUCGAGGGGUCGUCGGCAGCCGCGUCCAGCUCCGCAUCACAACGCUCUCGACUCGCAGCAAAGUCGCAUUGGCUCGCUCGUCCGACAGCUGAUCACAACGACGUUCCAUCCACUCAGACGGACGUCUACACCCAUUACGAGCGCCAGCCGGAUCAUCUUGGCAGCGCCGCCAUCGUCUCAAUCGAACCGGAUGAUCAUCAGCUGGGCGCAAGCCUCACUCGCGCUCGACUUCAUCUCAGCGCUCUUCAGGACGAGGCUCUGACUGUCUCUGCCGAGCUAGCUGCGGCCCGAGCCGCCCUUGCACGUCAAGCCUUCAAGCUCUUUUCCGUGUCAUCUCCCGACGCGACUACGAACAGAUCGGCGACGGCGAUGAACCGAAGUCCACCGGUGGACCUCUCUGCCAGCAGCUCGGUCGUGCAGCGCAUCAGCCGACUCUCCGAAAGGUAUAUCCCAGGUGCGUUUGGGCUAGGUCAAAGCAAUCUGCUCUCCUCACCGCCCAGCGCUCGGGGCUCGAUCCAAGACAAGGGCCCUCCGGUCCGACAAACCAUGUCCAAAGGCACUUCCUCAGCAACGCCUUCGUCGUCCAGCGAUUGGUCGGUCGCGUCUCUUCCACUACCUCUGCCUAGCGAGGCACGACGAUACCCGCGCGAAACAGUCAAUGGUGCGGUCACGUGUGCUGCCAACCUACUCCAACUCGUGGCCGGAUACCUCGGCGUUGCUUUGCCCUUCUCCCUAGAGCAGCAUAAGGGUCGGUUCGCUAUCCGACCCGAUCCGCUCUGGGACGGCGGCGGAGGCUCCAGCGCCAAGACUCUCUACAUCGGGACGAGUGCCUAUACCCACCUCACCGCAUCUCACACCGCAGCAGCAAACAGGCAGUCGAAGCUCAACAAUCUCGCAGAGUCUACCUACGGCCUUGGAGCGUCGACAUUGUCCACCAUCGAGUCGUAUAUCCAUUUGCCUGCCGGAGCCAACCUGCCGUGGGGCUUGUCAUCGACGACAGCUCCUCCCACUAAAGUGGGAUCCGAUUCACCUGACACAGACGCCGAUGCUGAGCAUAGCCGUCGUUCAGAAUCAGAAGCGCGGACGCCUUCGAAGUCCAAGUCGGAGCAAGCUGCCAAGUCUUUUGUCUCGGCUCUCGUCAUGUUUUCCUACAACGUUGCCUACCUUGCCGCGAAGCAAGGUGUCAAGCUUGACCUCGUGGCAGCCGCAGCCAACCCACUCGACCUCUUGAGCAGAACAUUGCGCCAAUCCGAGCUAGGACGUCUCGCGCAUGCAAAUCACAUUCGUCCGUCGAGCAUUCAAGAUCUCAGCUUACCCUCUUUAGACUACGAGCAGCUUGCCCAGAUCUUGGAGCCCAACAAUGCAGCAGCCGACAGCUACAAGCGUGGCACCUCCAAGCUCAGUAAGAACGACUCGGAAAAGAAGGAUGCGGCCCGUCAGAUUACAGCGAGAUCGAGCAAGCAGCCCGCGAUCCUCGAGCAAAGCUACAUCGAUGCUGGCGAGGCAGCAGCCUCGGUACUCGACAUCAAGGAUCCGUCUUCGCUGAUUCGCAAGCCGUCGUCGCAGCCUUCUUCCGCUCAGAAAGCCUUGCGAACGACCGCAAAGGACGCCGGGACGACUACGAGUAAGCUAAGCUCGCGCUCCGAGGCCGUCAGUAGCGUGCAGAAGCAGCGCGUCGCCGUAGACACCCGAGGUGCGGCGGCCAAUCAACCACCUCCAUCGCUUGACUUUCUACGUCAACGCGGGCGCGACGCUACCAAAGCAAAGUCCAGUACGUCCAAGACGGAAUCUUUGGCUUCGGCGACGAUAUCGAAGGCUUCUCCGGCCAAAGUCGGUCCCGGUGCUGUCAUCUUUAAUGGCGUCGAGGUGGGCGUGGGUAAUGUCAGCUCGAGCGAUGCUGCACGUGGACCUACCAAAAGACCUCCCAAGCAGUCGGCCGAAGAAGGCUGGGACCUGGUCUGA